Molecule: messenger RNA, 3055 nt
Organism: Salvia hispanica
Lineage: Eukaryota; Viridiplantae; Streptophyta; Magnoliopsida; Lamiales; Lamiaceae
Biological process (GO): activation of GTPase activity
Molecular function (GO): GTPase activator activity
Source: RefSeq, a predicted model, not a curated record
CUCUCUCUCUCUCUCCACCUUCGCUUUCUCUCUCUAGAUUUCUGCUUGUUAAACUUUCUAUCAUUUCUCCACCCAAAACCUUUGCCUGGAUUUUCUCUAAAUCUUCUCAGAUUUUCUCAAUUUCACGCACUCACCAUUGUUAACAAUCGUUCAGCUUUAAUCUCGAUACGCCUCAUCAAGCGCCAUGCCCAAUGGUUCACCGGAAAUCCGAUUCUUCUUCCGAGAAAUUGUGUUGAUGUUUUAGGGCAAUGCGUUGAUCGCGGAAUUGCAGCGGAAAGCGGAGAAAAAUCUUCACUUUAUGGCCGUGAAUGUGUUUAAACGUUGAAAUUGGAUCAUACGAAAAUCAUCUCGAAGGCCUUUUUCAUCGUGAUCAUGAUUUUGUUGGUAUUGUAGCUGGAUUGAAGGGGAAGAAACGGAAAAACGGAGAAUAGGAAGGGGAAAUAGGCUGUUUCGGGAAAAAAUAGAAGAAAAAAAGGAUUUGAUUACAAAAUAUUGUGGAAACUGCAAUGCCGGCAACGGCAUCAUGUUCGCGUCGUUAUGGUGGCCUUAGAGGGGUCAAAUGGCGGGUGGAUUUGGGGAUUUUACCGUCAUCUCCUUCUGCAACCACCGACGAUCUUCGCCGUGUCACCGCUGAUUCUCGGAGAAGGUAUGCUGCACUGAGGAGACAGCUUCUGGUCGAUCCUCAUGUGCCAAAAGAUGGAAGUAGUUCUCCUGAUCCCGUCAUAGACAAUCCGCUGUCACAAAAUCCUGAUAGCAUGUGGGGUCGCUUCUUUAGAAAUGCCGAACUCGAGAGAAUGGUUGAUCAAGAUUUGACACGUUUGUACCCUGAAAGAGGCAGCUACUUCCAGACAAGUGGAUGUCAAGGCAUCUUACGGAGAAUUUUGUUGCUUUGGUGCCUUAGUCACCCGGAGUAUGGCUAUAGACAAGGGAUGCACGAACUCUUAGCUCCACUGGUGUAUGUUCUUCAUGUGGACCUUGAACGCCUGUCAGAAGUGAGAACAACUUAUGAAGACUAUUUUAUUGACAACUUUGAUGGCUUUACAUUUCAUGAAAACGACUUGACAUAUAAGUUUGAGUUCAAGAAAUUUUCAGAAUCUGGGGAAGAUGGGAGCAAAUGUAAAAAAAAUCAAAAUAUAGCCAGUCUUGCUGAACUUGAUCCAGAGAUACAAACCAUUAUAUUACUUAGUGACGCGUAUGGAGCAGAAGGUGAACUUGGUAUUGUCUUAUCAGAUAAAUUUAUGGAGCAUGAUGCAUACUCAAUGUUUGAUGCUUUGAUGCGUGGUGCUUCUGGUGCUGUUGCAAUAGCAGAGUUUUUCACACCAUCUCCUUUCCGUAAUUCCCGUUCUAUGUUCACCCCUGUAAUCGAAGCUUCUACUGCAAUGUAUCAUUUGCUUUCCUUAGUUGAUGCAUCCCUUUACACUCACCUUGUAGAACUUGGGGUUGAACCCCAGUACUUUUCACUGCGCUGGUUAAGGGUAUUAUUUGGACGCGAAUUCUCUCUGGAAGAGCUUUUGCUGAUCUGGGAUGAAAUUUUUGCGUGUGACAAUACAAGGUUCACCGAAGCAGAUGAAACUCAUGCAGAAUCAGACCUUGGAGUCCUUGAUUCACCUAGGGGAGCAUUCAUUUCUGCUUUUGCGGUGUCUAUGAUACUUAUGAUAAGGUCUUCAUUGCUUGCCACUGAGACUGCCACUUCCUGCCUUCAGCGGUUGCUGAAUUUCCCAGACGAUGCAAGUCUUGUUAAGCUUGUGGAAAAGGCAUAUUCGUUGCAGAGUCUGGCUGUAGAAGUGAACCAUACCAGUCCUCAGCUCGUUCAUCCUGGGUUCUAUGAAGAAGCGAAGCCUGGGGUUACAAGGGGUUAUAUUAACCACUCUCUCGAUGCAACUUCUCCAAGAACUCCUCUCAAAGAUACACCAAAGAGCUACUGGGAAGAGAAGUGGAGAGUGUUGCACCACAAGGAAGAAGAAUACAAGGAAGCUGGUGUGCAAGAAAAAGUGCCCCACAUCCGAAAGGGCUGGUCAGAUAGGGUUAAGCUUCAACAUUCUAAAACCGAGCCCGAGCCAUCCUCACCAACAAAAAGUGAAAGAACCAAUCUUCCUGAUCCAACUAUUAGGAAAAGUUUGUUGAGUGAUCUGGCGCAGCAACUUGGCGCAGAUGAUAAUGAAGUGAAUGAAGUAUGCAGUGAAUGUGUAGAGCACCAGGAUCCGAUUGAGGUUACUGGACAAGAUGUUGCAAACAAGAUAUCAAUUGAUGCGUUGAGUGCUGCUGGGAGCGAAGAAAAUUGUCCAGAUCUCUCAAAUCUACCCAGUCCUAAUCAUACGAACAUCGAUCAUGAGAAUGUGUCGGAAAGAAGUAGCGUUGCAUCAAACUCAUCUGUUGAUGUAUCUGAUUUUGAAUCAUUCAGGACUAACACAAAAUCGUCCCCUCUUCUCGGCCCUAGCAUCUCCCCUGACAUCUCAAGAUGUUCCCUAAAUGACGAUAUACUGGGAAAACCUCCAAAACUUAUGCAGUACACAAGGACCCUGUCAGGUAAAUUUAAUUGGUUGCUGAAGUUGGGAAGAAAUGCUAACGAGGGAAACUCUGAGAGUCCCAGUAUGCCCGUUCCAACUAAAUUUCCCAAUGGGCAGAACCGUGCUGCUGCUGCCUUUUCUGUGGCUAAUGCGUGUGAUGUCUCUUCCAUAUCUAGCAAAGGUGAAACGGUGGAUCAGAAUUCAAUGGUUAGCCUCAGGAAUCUUGCUCAAUCAAUGCUCGAGAACAUUCAGGUGAUUGAAUCUGUCUUCCAGCAGGAUCAUGGUGAAUUAGAAUCUCAAGAAUCGAAGAAUGUGUUCAUUGGCGAAGAACAAGAGACAGCCAUGUCCGCGCUCAAAGAGCUUCGGAAAAUCAGCAGCAUUCUGUCUGAUAUGUGAUUUGCUCCAUACUGAUAACCAUUUGUGUGUCGGGUAGCAUAAACAAUUGUUGCUCUGGCUUAUUAUUUUCUUGUAUGUAUAAUGUAUGUAACUUCAUCCUGACAUGUAUAAUAUCAUUAAUUGCACCUUGUGUUUAUACAGAUUUUAUCUAA